AUGAUAUUUCGCUGCAUUAUAUACGAUUGUUUUACAUUCCUUUAUUCUCCCGUUAAUGACAGUCCUUCUACGUUAGUUUUGUACAUUACAAAGUGCGCUCAAAAUCAGCAUGGUCUUCGCCACGGUGACUACCAGCGCUACAGACAAUACGUUGCGCGCAAAAUCAGGCGCAUGCGUAAGUCGCUACGGUUUCAGCAGGGUAACCGUUCUCGUGUUGCGCCCAAGAAGCUGACUCCUGAAAUCGUCACUGAUGCUCGCUAUCUCGUCUUAGCCGUCUUUGAAAUUGAGCGUUGUUGGGCGUAUGCAAUGCAGCUCAGGGCUGAGGCGAAUUCAGAGCCUCGCAAGCGAUUUCACAUGCUUUCACGUCUUCGUAAGGCAGCAAAAGGUGCGCAGGUGCUAAAUGAAAUCAUGGCAAAUCUGCCAAUGUGUAGCGCACAGACGAAACUGGAGUUGACAGCCUACAUUCAGUGGAUUACUGGCAUCCUUCAUUUUGAAAAGCAGGAUUGGGUGAAGGCGAAAGACUUGUUGGAGUCGGCGCAGCAAAUUUACACAGGUCUGGCAGGUUCUGUGGAUGAGGAUCUGCGGGCGAUGUACUCUGUGCGUACUGGUGAGAUUCUACCGCAGAUUCGCUAUUGCGCCUACAGCAUCGGCGAUGUUUCAGCAGCUAAGGAGUUGCAAGAAAUGCGCGCUGGUGUGGAGGGUAUCCUUGCAGAGGAGCAGUUAGAUGAUCUUCUUAAGCAGAUGCAGGCCCUGCAGGCUGGCUCCGUAACCGAGAUCACCUGGCUUGGUGUUACCAUACCUGUUAAACUGGAAAAAGCUCGGAUGGCGGUUUUGGCUCUUCAGGAAGCGGAUGAGCAGUUGACUAAACUUCCAUCUAGCUUUACUAAGGCGGCGAUUUGCGAGUCAACUUUGAGAGUUAUUGUCGAUGCAUUGGUCGCCAUUCGAGAGGAGAUACGCCGGUUGUCAAACCCUGAUGCAAUUACUUCUGCGGGUCUUCUGCUUGGACAAACCUCUCAGAAAGCUAAUGCCACUGGCAUCGAAAAGCUUCCUCGAUUGCAGCGUCUGAAUGUAUACAUGCAGUACUCGAAGUUAAAUAAAACAAUUUGGCGAACCCUUUAUCAACUGGAGACGCUCAUGUCAAACGUAGCGCCGGAGCACCACCACGCCUCAUGGAAUGUCGUCACUUCAGGAUAUCACAAGCCGCACGAGUUUGCACGACUCUACGAUAGUGUUGUGCAGAAUCUUCAUGAGGUGCUCACUCUACCCGGUGGUAUCCAAGACAACGUCGAUAUUAGGGCUCUCAUAAAGGCCAAAAUUAUCGCUUAUCAAGCUUUAAGGUGUUACUAUUUGGCUUUGGCGUACCUUAGGAGUAGUCGUUUUUUGGAGAGUUUCUCGCUUCUUCAGCGCUGCCAAGCGAAGGUGAGGGAGGCAGAAUCGAGUCUUUUAAAGGCCGAUCUUCCAGAGUCCACUGAGGCCGAGGCAGUUCCAGGCUAUUCGCGUUCUUUCAUAAUGCAGCUUCUGAGAGAUCUUGCCGACCAGAUAGGGACCGAAAUGCUCGCCUGCAAGGCUGGUUACAUGUUAGAACUCGCUGCCGGCGGAACCUCCGGUGAAUCUGUUGAUGACGCCACUGUCUCUGCCGCCACUCCCAGAGCUGUGCUCAAGGAGCCGCUGAUCAGGUCUCCGGGUGAAUUCGUUCCAGAAAAAGUGGUUUUGCGGAAACUAACUACACAGCCAGCACCACUGGUGCCCUUCCCGCUGGAGUUCGAGGCGAUUCCGGUAAAACCAACAUUCUUUGAUUUGGCCCUCAACCAUAUCAAUUUUCCAAUGCAGCCUACAAAGGAGUCGGCUUCUGUUGGCAUUACAGGCUUCAUGAAGGGUCUCAUUUGGGGGCAAACGAAGAAGUAG
This is a messenger RNA of Hydatigera taeniaeformis, 1905 nucleotides long. The record is from the annotation of a GenBank genome assembly. Lineage: Eukaryota; Metazoa; Platyhelminthes; Cestoda; Cyclophyllidea; Taeniidae.